Penaeus vannamei (Pacific white shrimp) is the source of this 2639-nucleotide messenger RNA. RefSeq lists its product as uncharacterized. Gene Ontology annotation, molecular function: chitin binding. Lineage: Eukaryota; Metazoa; Arthropoda; Malacostraca; Decapoda; Penaeidae. Gene Ontology annotation, cellular component: extracellular region. The record is from RefSeq and is a predicted model, not a curated record.
CGCACCUCCACACCCUGCAGUCAUGAAGAGCGUUCUCAUUGUUGCGCUGGUAGCGUUAGCGGCUGGCAACAAACUCCCACAACAAAGGCCGUUUGAUAGCACCGUCAGGCUCGCUGAUCCCGGAUAUUUCCGCCAGGGAUUCGCCGAAGAUUCCUUCCGUGAUGGCGAAGGUCGAUUCCAGAGUAAUUCCUUCAGGUCUGAGAAUUAUGAGAACCGAGAAGCCGAAUUCGGAUCGAGUAAUUUUGGACGUUCCGAACUCUUCGAUGAGGACAGCCAAUUCCAAAAGGUAACUGACAGUGCUCGCCGACAGUUCCAGGAUGAAUCACUGCAGCAAAACCAGAAGAAUUCCUUUAUUUCAUCUACCCGCAGUGAGCAGGAUUAUGAACCCCAGAGUCAAACAGCUAAAAUAACUUCCGGCAACCAAGUCGUGUUAACUAGAGGACAGACUUUUGGAAAUCGAUUUGAAUCUGCAAGGCAACAAACUAGUUCCCUCGAGAAUAUUAAUGCCAAUCAAAGAAACUCUGGAGCAAUUUCACCUGUAAGCAAUAACUUCCAGAACUUCGAUAAUGUAUACAACUCAAACAACCGUCAAGGUUCACUUAGCCGUUUCAACCAACAGAAUUCCAACAGACAAGAUAAUCUGAACAAGGUUUUCCAACCCAACUUUGAUCAAGAAAGUUCUAACUACCAAUCCCAGUCUAAUUUCAACCAAAAGAAUUCCGGUAAUAGAUUCCAGUCCAACAGCAACCAGGAAUCUUCGGACAAUCAACUUCAAUUCAACCAAGAGAACUACGACCGAUUCCAAUCUAACUUCAACCAAGACCUUCCUACUGGCCAAUUUCAACCUAGAUUCAACCAAGAGUCUUCCGGCAACCGAUUCCAGCCUAGACUCAGCCAAGACGUGUCCAGUAAUCAAUUCCAGUCUGAAUUCAACCAAGGACUUUCCAGCAACCGAUUCCAACCUAAUUCCAACCAACUUUCUGCUAAUCGAUUCCAGGAAGAAUUCAACCAAGAGCUUUCCAACAGCCAAUUCCAAUCCAGAUUCAACCAGGAUGAUUCUAAUAACCAAUUCCAGUCAGGCUUCAACCAAGAUACAUCAGAUAGCCAAUUCCAGUCUAACUUCAAUGAGGGAACUUCAAGAAAAGGUCCCCAGUCUGACUUUAAUCUAAAGAAUUUUGAUAAUCUCUUCCAGCCCAACAACGGAAAUUCUAGAGUCCGUUUCCAGUCUAACCUGAACAGUCAAAAUUCUAACAACCGCUUCCAGUCUAAAAUUAACAGUCAGACCUCAAAUGAUCGCUUCCAGUCCAGGCAGAACUCCAAUGACCGCUUCCAGUCCAACUUUGACAGUCAGAAAUUUGAGAACCGCUUCCAGUCUAAACUUAACAGUCAGAACUCAAACGACCGCUUCCAGUCUAACCUUAACAGUCAGAAUUCCGACCGCUUCCAGUCUAACCUUAACAGUCAAAACUCCGACCGCUUCCAGUCUAGCUUUAACAGUCAAAAUUCCAAUCGCUUCCAGUCUGAACUGAACAGCCAAAACUCCAAUGAGCGCUUCGAAUCUACCUUUAACAGGCAAGACUUCGACAACCGUGUCCAGUCAAACCUGAACAGUCAGAACUCCAAUGACCGUUUCCAGUCAAAUUUAGAACAGCCAAUUUCGAGUUUCCAGUCCAACCAACAGAAUUCCAACACUCGUCUCCAGUCCAACCAACAGAGUUCCAAUGCUCGUCUCCAGUCUAACCAAGUUUCCAAUGCUCGUCUACAGUCUAACCAACAGACUUCCAACGCUCGUCUCCAGUUUGACCAAGUUUCCAAUGCUGGUCUCCAAUCCAACGAACAGUCUUCCAAUGCUCGUUUCCAGUCUAACCAAGUUUCCAAUGCUCGUCUCCAGUCCAACCCAAAUCAACAAGUUUCUAACAGUCGCAUCCAGUCUAACCAACAGGCUUCCAAUGCUCGUCUCCAGUUUGACCAAGUUUCCAAUGCUCGUCUCCAAUCCAACCAACAGUCUUCCAACACUCGUCUCCAGUCUAACCAAGUUUCUAAUGCUCGCCUCCAGUCUGACCUCAAUCAACAAGUCUCUAACAGUCGCUUCCAGUCCGACUCUAACCAACAGAACACCAAGAACCGUUUCUCACAGUCCUCUGAGUCCGACUCCACCUCCCUCUUCCGAUCUGGUUCAUCCUUCGAGUUUUCCGACGAAGGGGCUUUCGAACCCCUGAACCUUCCAUCGGGUGCCACUUCCUUGUUGGGAAGCAUCUCGACCUCCUUCAGCUGCACUGGUCGCCCCUACGGAUACUAUGCUGAUCAGGACAAUUCGUGCCGUGUCUACCACAUUUGCAAUCCGGCUUACUUUUCUAGCGGCAUUGUGGAAACCUAUCAACACAGCUUCAUGUGUGGCGAGGGAACCGUUUUCGACCAGAGGGAACUGACCUGCGUGGCUGAGUCGGCCGCCAUCCCCUGCCAGGAAUCCUCCGACUACUUCUCUCUGGAGCGCUUCAACCCUCCCGAAGACAGUGAAUUCUAAGAGUUACUGUGACGGUCAAUAACGGAUGAAACAUUUCCCUUUGUUCUAAGAUAUACUGAACAUUGAGGAGAUUGUAAUCGAGAUAAUCUGAAUAAUAAAUAUGAUAUAAAAGUGA